Psammomys obesus (fat sand rat) is the source of this 1521-nucleotide messenger RNA. It is a transcript of the gene Irx2, whose product is annotated as iroquois homeobox 2. Gene Ontology annotation, cellular component: nucleus. Gene Ontology annotation, molecular function: RNA polymerase II cis-regulatory region sequence-specific DNA binding; DNA-binding transcription factor activity, RNA polymerase II-specific. The record is from RefSeq and is a predicted model, not a curated record. The transcript is spliced from 5 exons. Lineage: Eukaryota; Metazoa; Chordata; Mammalia; Rodentia; Muridae. Gene Ontology annotation, biological process: neuron differentiation; regulation of transcription by RNA polymerase II; cell development. The coding region runs from base 3 to 1433 and encodes 476 amino acids.
CCAUGUCCUACCCGCAGGGCUACCUGUACCAAGCGCCCGGCUCGCUGGCGCUCUACUCGUGCCCCGCGUACGGCGCGUCCGCGCUGGCGGCCCCGCGCAGCGAGGAGCUGGCGCGCUCGGCGUCGGGCUCCGCGUUCAGCCCGUACCCCGGCUCGGCGGCCUUCACCGCGCAGGCGGCCACCGGCUUCGGCAGCCCGCUGCAGUACUCCGCGGACGCCGCCGCCGCGGCCGCCGCCGGCUUCCCGUCCUACAUGGGCUCGCCAUACGACACGCACACCACCGGAAUGACUGGCGCCAUUAGCUACCACCCAUAUGGCAGCGCGGCCUACCCGUACCAGCUCAAUGACCCCGCGUACCGCAAGAACGCCACGCGGGACGCCACCGCCACCCUGAAAGCCUGGCUCAACGAACACCGCAAGAACCCGUACCCCACCAAGGGAGAAAAGAUCAUGCUGGCCAUCAUCACCAAGAUGACCCUCACGCAGGUCUCCACCUGGUUCGCCAACGCGCGCAGGCGCCUCAAGAAGGAGAACAAGAUGACCUGGGCCCCGAGGAACAAAAGCGAGGACGAGGACGAGGACGAAGGAGACGCUUCUAGGGGCAAGGAGGAGAGUCCGGACAAAGCUCAGGACGGCACGGAGACCUCUGCAGAGGACGAAGGGAUCAGUCUGCACGUUGACUCACUCACGGACCACUCGUGCUCGGCGGAGUCAGAUGGGGAGAAAAUGCCUUGCCGCGCCGGGGAUCCCUUGUGCGAAUCGGGCUCGGAGUGUAAGGACAAGUUUGAGGACCUGGAGGAGGAGGACGAGGAGGAGGAGGAAGACGAGUGCGAGCGGGACCUGGCGCAACCCAAGCCCGUGACUUCCUCGCCCCUCACGGGCCUGGAGGCUCCGCUGCUGAGCCCGGCGCCCGAAAACGCGCCUCGCGGUGGCAGCGGUGGCAAGGUGCCCCUAGGCAGCCGGACGUCGCCUGGAGCGCCGCCGCCCGCCAGCAAGCCCAAGCUGUGGUCGCUGGCCGAGAUAGCCACGUCGGACCUCAAGCAACCAAGCUUGGGCCCGGGGUGUGGGCCUCCGGGGCUGCCCGCUGCCGCCGCGCCUGCCUCCUCCGGGGCCCCUCCGGGAGGCUCGCCCUACUCCGCCUCGCCGCUGCUGGGCCGCCACCUCUACUACACGUCGCCUUUCUAUGGCAACUACACAAACUACGGGAACUUGAACGCGGCGCUGCAAGGCCAGGGCCUCCUGCGGUACAACGCCGCGGCCUCCGCACCAGGCGAGACGCUGCACGCCGCGCCCAAGGCGGCCAGCGACGCGGGCAAGGCGGGCUCGCACCCGCUCGAGUCCCACUACAGGCCUCCCGGCGGCGGCUACGAGCCCAAAAAAGAUGCCAGUGAGGGCUGUGCGGUUGUUGGAGCAGGCGUCCAGCCCUACCUAUAGGAGGGCCAAGCUCAGCAGUGCAAGUAGGUGUCACAAUUGCUUUGGGAAAAAAAAAGUCAGGAGGCCAUUCUUCCUUCCCAGGCGCAUA